UAUAAGUCAAAAUAUUGAAUUUUUUUUUUUUCGGAUAUUAGUAUUUUUUAAGUAGCCGACUAUGUGUGUCUAAGAGUAUAAGUCUCUACUGUACUUUGUUUCCAGUGUAAUAACGAUUUGAACCUAACAGUCCAAGAGAAAUAAAGUUCAUUAUGUUGGGUGUAAGAGUACAAGUCAACUUAUACUGUUACACCCAAGUCAAAAUUAUGUUGGGUGUAAGAGUACAAGUCAACUUAUACUGUUACACCCAAGUCAAAAUUAUGUUGGUACUGUUGCUUGUUUACUGACUUAUACUAUUGGGAACAACUUCUCCCAGCUGUUGGUUGUGGUUAGAAUUUAACUUAUAAAGUUAUAACAAUAGUAGAAGAUUCUGCGUUAUUUUUCACUAUUCCUCUGAUUUUUACAUUAUAAUGUAUAGUGUGUAGGAGAAAUAAUGUAUAGCAGAGGAAAAAAACUUGUUGAACUUGUAAAAACGAAAAUAGCUAAAGAGAAUACCUCCAGUUUAAAUGCAGGUAAGUGCUAAUUAAAUUUAGUGUGGUACUCCAUUUAUGUCUGUAACUGCAGUAAAAUCUUUUGCAUUAUUACUUUUGUCUUUUAUUUUAUUUCAGAUGUGAUUGAAAAUGUGAAAGACAUACCUGUUGUAACAAACGACCGAAUUGAGGUUAGGGACGAUAUAGAUGAGAAAGGAACUGUGAAUAUCGCGGAAUACUGGUCAGAAAGAAAAACAAACGAGGACGAUCAUGUCUUUGUUCAAGAUACUAGGAACACAAUUUCGAAUGGUAUGGAUGAAGAAAUUUCUAAUGUGACUGAAGAACAACUCGUUAAUGUUGAUGGCACACAGCUACCAAACACCUCAUCAUACAAUUGGGAACUUGAUGAAGUUUUAUUUGAAGUUGUUGUUGAGGACACAGGCCUUGCAAGUAAGUUACAUAGUAUGAGUUGGCAUGUAAGCGUAGAUGUAAAACUAUUAUUAUAUUGUAGUCUUUGGCUUUAUUGUGUGGUUAUACUUACGUCAUUAUUUUUAUGUGUAGGUAAUAAUGAAGAUGGAAGUUUGACAGUGCUCCAACCAAUGGUUAUUGAAGACAUUGCAGAUGCAAAUAACAGAAAUAAAGAAAAUGAACCACAUUAUGAACAGAGUGAAUUUUCCUAUGAUGUUGUUGAUGAGGACAGAGGCCUUGAAAAUACGCGGAACACAUGGGCAGGUAAGAGAGUUGAUACAAAACUAAUCAUUCUUUUAAAAGUCAUUGGCAUUAUUGUGUGCUUGUAGCUAAAAUAAUUGUUUUACUUAUAGGUAAUAAUGGAGAUGGAAGUUUGACAGUGCUCCAUCCAAUGGUUACUGAAGACAUUGCAGAAGUAAAUAUUGAUAAUGGAGAAAUUGAUCCAGAUUAUGAACCGAUAGAAGAGAAAAGCUCAAGUGAAGAUGAUGUUUCCGUUAAUGUUCCUCGCCAGAGGAAGGCUGGUCUCGGAGAAAAAGAAGACAAUACACAAACAAUUGAAGCUGAAGUGAAAAAAUGUAGGUUUUCAAGAGCAAGAAAAAGAGAAAAGUGUGUAAACCGUAACAGAGGGGUGUCAUACACAACUUUAAGCGGUAAAGUUGUCAAAGCUAGAGUAAUGAAACCUCUUAGAGACUGUCGAGCAGAAUGUAGAAAGAGACUUCCUGAAGACAUAAGAGAAAGUAUUUUUAAAGAAUAUUGGUCUCUUGGUAGUAGAGACAGGAGAGUAGCAUAUGUUGCCAGCCUUGUUGAUACUAUGGAAACCAAAACAUCAAGAAAAAGAGCUUACAAUCCUGAUAAAGAGAAAUUUAGAAUGGUUACACAUACGUUUCAUUUUAAGAUAAAUGGGAAAAGAGAAAAAGUUUGUAGGGGAUGUUUUAUGAACACAUUAGAUGAGACACAAAUGUUUGUAACUCUUGCAAUCACCAACAGAAGUACCUCUACAUCUGGUAUCACACAGCAGGACAACAGGGGAAAAACAUCACCUGGUAAUGCAAUUUCUGAUGAACGACUGGAUGAGGUUCGAAGGCAUAUACAAUCAUUCCCUUCUUACGAAUCUCAUUACACGCGAAGAACAAACAACAAGAAGUAUCUUCCUUCUUUUCUGGAUUUGAAUACUAUGUUCUCAUUUUACAAAGAAUCAACUUCUAAUCCUGUGGGGCGUACUGUAUAUACUAGGGAGUUUAAGUCCUUGGGACUAGCCUUUAAAGCACCAAAAGUAGACACUUGUCAUAGGUGUGACACAUUACAAAUGAAAGUGAAGCUAGCGAGUGGUGCAGAAGAAGAAGAUAUAAAACAGGAAAUAUCUGUGCAUCAUGCAGAAGCUGAUAAAGCAUACCUACAGAAAGAUCUCGACAAGAAAACUGCUAAAGAUGAUCCUAGCAAAAGGUGUUUUACGUUCGACUUACAACAAUGUUUGCCCACACCUUUUGUUCAGUCGUCUGUGUCUUUUUACAAAAGACAGCUCUGGACGUAUAAUUUAACUAUGCACGAAACUAGUAAACCAUCUGUUCGUUGUUAUAUGUGGCAUGAAGGCGAAGGUGCUCGUGGAGCAAAUCAAGUUGCCACAUGUGUAUUGAGAGAGCUUUCUGAGUUACCUGAAGAUGUAACGCACAUUAUUUUAUAUUCAGAUACAUGUGGCGGCCAGAACCGUAACUCGCAUGUAGCAGCAAUGUUUCUGUAUUUGAUGCAACAGAAAUGUAAUCUUCAGUUGGUGGACCAUAAAUUUAUGGUGAGUGGGCAUAGUCAUAUGGAAUGUGACACAGACCAUGCACUUAUAGAAAAGCAGAAGAAAAAACUGCGCUUCACUGUGUCACACCCCCAUGACUGGUACCAGCUUGUCAGAACUGUUGGAAGGAAAAACAAAUUUGAAGUUGUAGAACUUAAUCAUCAGGACUUCCUCAAUUUUGCUGAGCUGUACAAAACUAGUCUCUUUCUUAGAAAGAAGGAUAGUUCAGGAGAACCCUUCAAGUGGACUGAGAUGAGAUGGCUCAGAUACACUCAAGAACGACGAGUGAUUCAAUUUAAGAACACACUUGAUGAAGACGCACCUUUCAGAGAAAUUUGUUUAAAACGACGGAACCGCAGUCCAGAUGAGCUGUUACAUCCAAAGAAAUGUUAUAACUCCACACUUGCCAUUUCCAAAGAGAAAAAGAAGGAUCUCUUGGAGCUGUUGCCAUUGAUAGACACAGUUUUUCACAGCUUUUAUUUAAACUUGAAAACUACUGUGGAUGCAAGAGAUGUACUUCCUGAUAUAGAGGAAUUCAAUGAAUGAAUAUUUUUGCACUUUCCGGAGCUUUACCUUCCAAAGGUUUUUGUAAUAAGUAUACGAAUGUUGUCAAUUAAUCAUUUUCUUAGCAAAAAGUGUCAUCUAAUUUAAGAAAACCUGCAAUAUUCUCACCAGUAUAAGUCAUGUAAUUAAUGGUCUUAAGAGUACAUGUCUUUAAACCUGCAGUGUUCUCACCAGUAUAAGUCAUGUAAAUGAUGGGCCCUAACAGUACAUGUCAUUUAUUUAAUCUUUAGCAAUAAAGAAAGAAAUAUUGUUGUUGUAAAAUGCUAAUAAAUCAUUUACUAAGCAUAUGUAGCCAUUUGGUUUAUUUAAAAUAAUGGAAAUUUGAUAUUGUCACUAAUUUAAAAUCUUUAAACCUCUCUCCUGAAAAAUAGAAGUUUUUGACUUAUACUAUUACUCCCUGGAGCAAUAGAUAUAUUAUUUAUUUUUUAAUACACACACCACACAUAUAAGUACCUUUAUGUUGUGGUUCGGUUCCAGGUACAACCACUACAUUGCAAAAUCACUUGCAGGCUAAACAUGCAGCAUUAUACCAUCGCAUGAUACAAGAUAAGAAAGAGACCUCAAAAUUAAAACCAAAUCCCGAACAAGCUACUAAAACAAGCUUGCAGCAGCCGACCAUUUCACAAGUAUUAAUGAAAUCCACAAAAAUGCCACCAAGUGACCCCAGAGCUCAGUCCAUUACGAAACAAAUUACAAAAAUGUUGGCAACAGAGUUGUUGCCAUAUGAUUUCGUAGAAGGUCAAGGUUUCAAAGAACUGAUGGCCAACCGGCACGUAGCACCAACUUACCAAGUACCUUCUCGGACCACAUUUUCCGAACACUAUGUCCCGGCCCUCUACGAAGAAACUAAACAGACACUUCAGUCAAUGCUUGUUGCAGACCUUCCAUCACUGUCAGCCAUAUCAUUAACAUCAGAUGGCUGGACUUCUCGUUCCAAUGACAGUUACAUCAGUCUGACGUGCCACUACCUCAGGCCCGAUUUUUCCCUGGUUUCAUUUGCCAUGAGCAAUAUUGUAGUUCAGGAAUCUCACACAAGUGUCAACAUUGCUACAACAAUUAAAUCAGUUUUAUGUGACUGGGGUAUUUCUGUUGAAAAUGCCACUAUACCCAUUUUUUGCAUCACUGACAAUGCUGCAAACUAUAAAUAAGCAUGUUCUUCACUAUUUCAUGAAAAUGCCCGAAAUUGUUUUGCCCAUUCGCUUCAAUUAGCCAUUGAAGAUGCAAAGAAAGAAUGUGCAGGUACACAAACACUCCUUUCCAAAGCAAGAGCUAUUGUUGGUCAUUACCGACGCAGUAGUUCUGCAAGGAAACGACUGCACAAACUUCAAGAACAGAUGAACAUACAAAAACUGGAGGUUAUCCAAAAUGUGGACACACGUUGGAAUUCUGAGUUUGCUAUGCUGAAGUGGCUGAUUCAGAUAAGACCUGCUAUGGUGGCCGAACAUGCAGAUUCAAACAGUACAGAAAUACUCUCUGUGUCAGAGUGGAAGCAAGCAGAAGGUAUUGUUGAGAUUUUAAAACCACUUGCAGAGGCCACUGAUGAAAUGAGUGGGGAAAAAUAUGCUACAUCAUCAAUGGUAAUCCCAAUUUUGCACUGCUUGUUGGCUAACCUUGAGCUGCAUAUUCGCCAGAAGAAAGAUGGAGUAACAUUUGCAAGAGCGUUAAUAAAAUUUUUGAAAUCCAGAUUCCAAAAUUUUAUUAUGGAGUCAGUGAAUCACAUUUCAAUGUUAAUAGAUCCAAGGUUCAAGGGUGUGUUAAUUUCUGACACAGAAGCACAGGCUACACUGAUUUCUGCACUCAGACUAUUGCCAAAAGAAAAUAAGUUACCUCAAGAUGUACCUACAUCCUCUCAGAGUCCAGCAUCAAGUUGUGGUGUGUCCUAGAUUCUAUUCCUAAUCAAGUCGACAUAGUUGAAUCGGAGGAAGUGAGAAGAUACCUCAAAGAACCACGUCUUAACAGAGGAGAUGAUUCCCUUCACUGGUGGAAAAUUGAAGGCAGAAACAAAUAUCCUCACCUAGCACAGAUUGCUGUUAAAUACCUGGGUAUUCCUGCAACUCAGGUAUCGUCAGAGAGACUUUUUUCUUCUGCAGGAAAUGUGGUCAGCAGCCGUAGGGAAAGUCUCUUGCCCGAACAUGUGGAACAGUUAGUAUUUUUACAUGCUAAUUUGAAGCAUAAGAAAACUGUGUAAUGUCCUUUAAAAAUAUGUAUACUCGUGUGUAUUUUGGCAAUGUAAAACUAGUAUUAGCAGAGUAAUGUAUGGCUAUAAUUUUGAAUAUGUAAUGUAUU
Molecule: messenger RNA, 5571 nt
Organism: Bacillus rossius redtenbacheri
Lineage: Eukaryota; Metazoa; Arthropoda; Insecta; Phasmatodea; Bacillidae
Exons: 2
Coding region: 1330-3267 (645 amino acids)
Source: RefSeq, a predicted model, not a curated record